AUGCCGUACAGCCGCACUUCAAGAUGGUCAUCGCCGACCGAAUUGACCCACAUUUUGGAUCAAGACGGCACCCCUCUCCCUACGGCUAUCUGGGCUAAAAUGACACAGGAGCAACUUGAAAUAUAUGUCUGGCACCUCCGCACUCUUGAGAUCACCAAAAUGCUCAGGCUUCCGGAAUCGACUCUCCCGGGACGAGGCGAGGUGAGGCAAUCCCGCCGUGCCGCGUCUCCCGACCCAGAGUACGACGCGGCUGGCCGCCGCACCAACACGCGUUCUCAACGCCGCCGCCAUGCUCUCGUAGCUGAGAGGCACGCCUGCGUCGAAGGCAUAGUCGCGGCUGUGCCUGCUUACCGCACGCCCACCGACUACCGACGCCCGACGCAGUUCGUUGAUCGCCUGUUCAUCCCCAGCACCGAGUAUCCCGGCGUCAACUUCAUUGGUCAGAUUCUUGGACCAAGAGGGCAAAGUCUCAAAGAAUUGCAACAGCGUUGCGCAGCGAAUAUUUCCCUCCGCGGCCGGGGCUCUGUUAAGCAAGGAAGGGCUAACGUCCGACGAGGGGGCCCGGUACGCUCCGAAGAUGACAGUGGCCAGCCUCUUCAUGCUCUCAUUUCUGCUGACUCGAGAUACAAGGUUCAAGAGGCGAGGCGGCUUGUGCAGCAGGUUGUCGACGAUGCCAUCUCCUCGCCUGAGGAGCAAAACGAUCGUAAGAAGAAGCAGCUUCGGGAUCUGGCCAUUAUGAACGGCACGUUUCGCGACGAUGAAGGUCAUCAACACACUGAUGCUUCUGGCAGAUGGGAGAGGGCAAUUUGUGACACGCAGAUGAUGGCGGAUGCUCGUACUGACCAGCAGACAGGCCCCGCUAACGACAGAUUUGAGGAAGAGUAUAGGAUGCUUAUGGAAGAUAUCCGAUACGAAACUGUGUUCAAGCCCGCCGGUGCGCAGCUGAGUGCUGUUUCUUCAUAG
Molecule: messenger RNA, 963 nt
Organism: Clonostachys solani
Lineage: Eukaryota; Fungi; Ascomycota; Sordariomycetes; Hypocreales; Bionectriaceae
Source: the annotation of a GenBank genome assembly